AUGUCUGCUGCCGCGCCGCCCACCCACGGCGACUGGGAUGAGGCCCACCUUGUUGAAGCUCUGGCCGCGCUCGAGAAGCUCCAGGAUCAGGCAAGUUGGCUCGCUACCUCCAUUACUUGCACAAUCCUAACCGUCGCGCAGAUGGACGAGCUCCGGUCGAUUGUUCCGAACCUCACCGCGCCCUUUCUCGUUGCCCAAGACUCCCCCGAGGCACUCAGCCGUGACUUCAAACAAGCUGCCAUCACCGAGGCCAAGCGCCUACAAGCAUUCGAGCGCAGAUGGAAGAGCGACGAGGUCCAGGACAUAUUGGCGCACGCAGCCCAGAGCGUGAAGGCCAACCCUGAUCUGACCAAGGGUGCUAAGGUUGCGCGCUACGGCUGGGUCGAUGUGGCAGAGAAGCAGCAGAGGCCUGCGAAAUCCAAGGAGAAAAAGCCGCGUGGUAAGGGCAGUGAUGCCGACGAUAAAGUCGCCGCUUCAUCCGUCAUGCCAAUUGUGAAUGCGUUCAAGGAGGCUCACCCGACCUUUCACGUCGACGUUGACGAAGGUCGCAUCAUCACCAUCUCCUUCAGAGUUCCGUCGCUGGUUCUAACCUUCAAGAUCACCUGCCAUGUCGGCCCUGACGACAAGACGUCAUUCAUUGUCGACAGCCCCGGGAAUGGCCCCCUCUUCUCUGCAAUCACCCGUUGCAUCGCAUCCAGGCCGCGCCCAAAUGAUCUCUCGUAUCUCUUGGACAUGAUUUCUGCCUACACCGACAUGAGGAUUGCCAAAUGCUCAAAAUGUGGGAAGCUCUUGGAUAACAAUGCGCUGAACCCGGCUGCGAGGAGGAGCAAGCAAGUCGCAACCGCCGACGGAGACAAAAAGACUACUUGGGAGCCCUUCCACGAGACAUGUCUGUGA
This is a messenger RNA of Lasiodiplodia theobromae, 897 nucleotides long. RefSeq names its product Mediator complex subunit Med27. Bases 1 to 897 code for a protein of 298 amino acids. The transcript is spliced from 2 exons. The record is from RefSeq and is a predicted model, not a curated record. Lineage: Eukaryota; Fungi; Ascomycota; Dothideomycetes; Botryosphaeriales; Botryosphaeriaceae. Gene Ontology annotation, cellular component: mediator complex.